GAGAAAGAUGGAUUCAAGAACUAGAAGAAGCGGUGGAGGGCUUCUGGAAGGGCUAUACAGGUUGCUUAUGCGCCGGACCUCCGUCUACGCCACAUUCGUGAUUGUCGGUGCUUUCGUCGGAGAACGGGCUGUGGACUAUGGAAUUCAUAAGCUCUGGGAGCACAAUAAUGUUGGGAAGCGAUACGAGGACAUUCCAGUUUUGGGACAGAGGCCACGAGAAUGAAGAGCCGAUCUUCUUCUCCCUAACGGAAGAAGAAGAAGAAGAAGAAGAAGAAGAAGAGCUGCUGAUCUCUCUUUUCCAGUAUUAUUUGGGAAUUCUUUGAAGAGCUGAAACUAAAUGAUUAUAUUGAUUUUUGGGAAUU
This is a messenger RNA of Diospyros lotus (date-plum), 362 nucleotides long. Its product is annotated as cytochrome b-c1 complex subunit 9-like. The transcript has 3 exons. Gene Ontology annotation, biological process: mitochondrial electron transport, ubiquinol to cytochrome c. The record is from RefSeq and is a predicted model, not a curated record. The coding region runs from base 8 to 223 and encodes 71 amino acids. NCBI's taxonomy places the organism in Eukaryota, Viridiplantae, Streptophyta, Magnoliopsida, Ericales, Ebenaceae.